Trichogramma pretiosum is the source of this 4327-nucleotide messenger RNA. RefSeq names its product F-box/WD repeat-containing protein 7 (gene ago). The record is from RefSeq and is a predicted model, not a curated record. The transcript is spliced from 8 exons. Gene Ontology annotation, cellular component: cytoplasm; nucleus. Gene Ontology annotation, biological process: ubiquitin recycling; proteasome-mediated ubiquitin-dependent protein catabolic process. The coding region runs from base 370 to 2313 and encodes 647 amino acids. NCBI's taxonomy places the organism in Eukaryota, Metazoa, Arthropoda, Insecta, Hymenoptera, Trichogrammatidae. Gene Ontology annotation, molecular function: ubiquitin binding.
AAUGUGUAUCGCUGAUGCGUGGUGUGUCGUCGUCGGUGUAUGCCUGUGUGGUGUAAUAAGUUAUACCACCGAUUUGCUCGUGGCUUUUGUUGCUAAGGUUACACGCAUGUAACGUGCUAUACGUAUUGGAAGAAUAAUAUUAUCGAAAAAAUAUUACGUUGACACAAUAUUGUUUACUCGGAACGCGCUCGUUUUCAUUCCUUUCUCUCCUUACGAUUUCGGAGCGAGACAGAGAAGACGAAGAAAAAAAGAAAGAAGCAGCAGCGGAGCUGGCUUGCAUUCGUUUGCUCUAUUUGGAAAAGAAUCGCCCCGUGUGCGUGAUCUAAUCUCUUAUUGUGGCGCGUGUAUGUUCCAAACUUCGAGUCAGUAAUGUCUGAAUCUAUAAUAACGCCCAAAGAAGAAGAGGAAGUAACUCCUAAUAGUGAUAGCCAAUCUGGUAUUAUUAAUGCAGAAAUUGGAAGUGAGCAAGGACCCAGCAAUCAAGAACCAACAAUCUCACCUCAGCCAGAGGAUGACAAAGAUUGUGAAGAUUCAGCAUACGAGGAAAAAGAGGAAGAAAAUCUUGAUGAAUCUUGCAGUUGCGAUGACUUAUCUGGAUUAGGUAGUGUAGAAAAAGAGAUCCGUCUAGAAGAUCAGUUGGAUUUGCCGGCUGAUGCACCUAUAACACCAAGUAGUCCUACUAUUUGUGUGCCCUUGAAUGAAGUACUGCCUGCUAGAAAACGUAAAAGUGAGACAGAGUUAAAUUUACCUAGUAAAAAACAAGCUCCUAAUGAUAAAUUUGAAAUAACCCUUAAAAAGGUAGAGGAAAGAGUCAAGCCUGGUCGACCAGUCAUUCCGACCAAGGACAAUCCUCCACCAGAAUUGAAUGAUUGGAUUUAUCAAUUUCAAAAAUGGACGAAUGUCGAGCGCCUGCUAGCCAUAGACCAGCUCAUAGAGUGUUGCGAACCGACCCAGGUACGGCACAUGAUGCAGGUGAUCGAGCCGCAGUUCCAGCGGGACUUUAUAUCGCUACUGCCGCGCGAGCUGGCCCUCUGCGUCCUCUCCUUUCUCGAGCCGAAGGACCUGCUGCGAGCCGCCCAGACCUGUCGCAGCUGGCAGUUUCUCGCCGACGACAAUCUGCUGUGGAAAGCCAAGUGCCGCAGGGAGGGCAUAACGGAGCUCAAAGAGCAGCCCAAGCGCAAAGUGAAGUACAGUAGUCCGGCGAACAGCAACCCUACGACCGCGCUCAAUGUCGCCUCGCCCUGGAAGCAGGCCUACAUGCGCCAGCACAACAUCAAAAUGAACUGGAGAACCAAGCCGAUAAGGCCGCCAAAAGUGCUCAAAGGUCACGACGAUCACGUGAUCACGUGCCUACAGUUCUCCGGCAAUCGGAUCGUCAGCGGCAGCGACGACAACACUCUCAAAGUCUGGUCAGCCUUAACCGGAAAGUGUCUGCGUACGCUGUGCGGUCACACCGGUGGUGUCUGGUCGUCGCAGAUGUCCGGCGCAACUGUGAUAUCGGGCAGCACGGACCGCACCCUGAAAGUCUGGAACGCCGAGACCGGCGACUGCAUACACACCUUGUUCGGGCACACGUCGACCGUGCGCUGCAUGCAUCUGCACGACAACAAGGUGGUGAGCGGCAGCCGGGACGCGACCCUGCGCGUCUGGCGCAUCGACACGGGCGAGUGCUUGCACGUGCUCGUGGGCCACUUGGCGGCCGUGCGCUGCGUCCAGUACGACGGCAAGCUGGUCGUCAGCGGCGCCUACGACUACAUGGUCAAGGUCUGGAAUCCCGAGCGAGAGGAGUGCUUGCACACGCUGCAAGGGCACACGAAUAGGGUUUAUUCCCUGCAGUUUGAUGGUAUACACGUCGUGUCGGGCUCGUUAGAUACAAGUAUACGAGUUUGGGACGUCGAGACGGGACAUUGUCGACAUACUCUGAUGGGUCACCAAAGCUUGACGUCUGGAAUGGAGCUGCGCGACAAUAUUCUUGUUUCGGGCAAUGCUGAUUCGACCGUGAAGGUCUGGGAUAUAGUUACUGGCCACUGCCUACAGACUCUUUCGGGUCCCCACAAACAUCAGUCCGCUGUAACCUGCCUGCAAUUCAAUAACCAUUUUGUAAUAACGUCAUCGGACGACGGAACCGUUAAGCUAUGGGAUGUAAACACGGGGGACUUCAUUCGUAAUCUCGUUGCUUUGGAGAGUGGAGGUAGUGGUGGUGUAGUUUGGCGGAUUCGCGCAAGUGACACGAAGCUUGUCUGUGCAGUUGGAAGUCGCAAUGGUACCGAAGAGACGAAAUUACUUGUGCUCGACUUCGACGUCGACAAGUGAAACAGUUCUUGUGUCAGUACUACAACUUCAGCCGCUGCAGUCCUAACUACUGUAAUUAUGAUAACUAUUAUCGUUAUUAUUUAUUUUCCACCGCAACGAAUUGUCUUGAAGCGAAAAACAAAGCAUUAAACUUAUAAAUAAUUAUACAUACGAAAACAUGCGCGUUUGCGCGCGCGCGUGCAAAAACUUAAGCCUGUACAUAAUUUAAACAUUAGCUAGAAUAACUGAUUCUAAUAAUUGUAUAUUGUUUGUCAUCGCAUGUUCAAAUGCGUGUAACUGUGAAUAAGACUGCUUAAUGUGCAAGGAAUUUUUUCAGUAAAGUGUGAUACUCAGUAACAGCAUACGAUUUGCUGCAGCUUUCGUCAUUUUGAAUCAUAGUGUGUAUGUAUAGUCCUCGAUCCUUUAUUAAUUUUUUUUAGAAUUUGUACAUAGAAAUGGAAUUCAAAUAGUCCCAGGAGGAUGAAAAACUUUUUUAAGUUUGUCCAAUAUAACUAUUUUUAUACUUGGUUGUUUGGAUUCUGCCUACCUUUUUUAAUUCUUUUUUUCCACGUGUCGCUUAGUGAAAAUUAGUAAAUACAGCUUAGAUAAUUUUUUCACCGUGAAAAAUGUGAUUUUCGAUUGAUUUUAUGUUACUUGUUAAAUGUUCUGAUGAUUAUUCAAAAUGAUGUAAGGUGCUUCAUUUCCCUAUUAGCAACAAAUUAUUAACAUCUGCGCUUAAUUUGUAAGUUUAUUGUUUUUAGAGAACUUAUGUUCAAAGUGUAUGUUCAGAACUGAAAUCAAUUAAAUGGUAUAGUGUAAAUUAUGUGUUCUAUAAUUAUACACUUGUUUAUUAUAGGAUAUUUUAUGAAUUUAAAAGUGAUAAUACAAUAGUUUCAUACUUUUUUAACUUAAGCAUGGUACUUUCAUUCAAAGUAUAUUUGCUGAGCCGUGGCUUUAUAGGAAAGGUUUCUGAACGCACUUUGAAAUUUUCAAAUUGAUUUGAAAAUCAUAGACUGUAAUAAUAAAAUUUUAGUUAGAAAUUCAUUGAAUUUAUUUUAAUGUAACUCAUUAACAAAUACUUGGAAUGAUUAAAAAUGCUGUUGAUGAAUUACAAAUCAUAUUUCGAACGUCGAGCAGUCUCAAAUGAGUUACUAGAGAUUGAGCUGAUGUGAAUGAAGUAAUUAACAAUUUUUAAUUUACUUGUCGGAAAGUGAAUAACGAACGAUGCAAAUGAAAUAGAGUAAAUUUUUAAUUAACUAGUUUAGAAUUGAAUGAAAAGUUAGCAUUAAUAAAUUCACUGACUUUAGGUAGAAUACGACAAUAUCUGUCAUAUGAUGUGCCGAGAAAAUUUUAUUUUUUCAAAAUUCGAGCAGGUUUAUAAAGCUAUUUGAAUUGACAAAUUAGAUUGAUAUUUUUCCAAAGCAAUUAAUCACUGCUUUAACGCUUAUACCUGUUUGAAUUUAAAAAAAUAAUAAUUAACUAUAGUUGUCAAGAUAUUGUAUGAUUCUCGAGAGCAUUGAGUCUGAAAAACAAAUUAGGAAAUGAAUUGGAUUAAUUGUGAUUUUUAUCGUAAAAGUUGUUACGUUUUUGUUCUGCAGCGCACAUGCCCUCGCCAUGUGUCAAUUAUUUAUGACCAAUAAAGUUGAUUUGUAUAUUUUCUAAAAAAAGUUUCUUGAGUACUUUAUCGUUAACGAAAAAGUUACGAUAAGUUAGGGUUUCAAUCCGUUUUCAUGAUGAAUAAUUAUCCUAUUGUAUGAACGUAGACAAUUUAUUUUUUUACGAAAGCAUAUACAUAGAUCAUAUAAUUAUCCAUCAUGAAAAAUUUGAAAGCAAAAUUCAAGAAAAUUGUUAAAUUUAAUUUUAUUAGGAAAUAUGACAUUUGUUUUUUUCCUUCAAAUUCAUUCAAAAGAUACAUUUAAAAUUUAAGAAGAGCUAGACGGUUGGAAGGUUAAAAAAACUUGAUUACUCUCUGUACAUAAUUGUAGUCAUGUAUAAUUUUUCUACUUGUAAUUAAAUUAAUUAUUUAAAAAACUAA